UUGUAAUUUGUUGUUGUUGAGUGAAUUAUAAUUGAAAAUAAUUGAAGAUAAAUUUAGAAAAAAAAAAAUCGUGCAACAAUUAUAAGUGUUUGUUUGAAAGAACAAAAGGAUCGUGCAGAUCGUUUUUAGGAGAACAUUUUUGGGAUAAAUAUUUCGUGGAAACUAGAAAUCAAGGAAGAAGGUUGCAUGCUGAAACAAUUGACCUUCGGACUAAACGAGAAGAAAGGUUUGAAGGUCCUUAUGGUAGGAGAAAGGCGUGGCAGAUCUAUUCCGGGCGAGAUCCAAGGGCUAAAGGGUUGGCCCCGUCGUUGGAUCCAUUAUAGGCCAAUAAUUAUAUUUAAAAGUCAAAUUACAAAUGGCAGAUCGGAUGAACAUUAAAAAAUAUGAAAAUCAUUCUGAUAAUGAUGUUAACAAAUUACCAUUGAUACCACCAUCCAAUUCUAUUAACAAUAACAACAAUAAUGUCAAUGAUAAUAGCGAAGAAAGUACAGUAAUGGAUAAAACAUAUUUGGAAAAAGAUUUGAUGAACAAUCGAUUACCAAAAAUCGAUCAUAAAAACCCUAAUCGAUUUAAAAGAGCACCCAUAGUUGGUUGGCACAAUGGGAGUCCAACUGUAUUCCCAAGUUCACCUUGUAAAACACCUGAACCUGAUCUUUACAACAACCGAAUUGAUUUCGAUGGUCCCAUCAGUGAAAUAUCAUCGUCAAAAAGUUCAGGCAUUUGUCAGGAUUCGUCAGGUAACACUGAAGAUUUGAGUAGUUUGGCUGACGAAAGAUUAUUGGAAUCAACACCUGCACGUACGAUUGACAGAAGUAUCGAAUCAUUGUCACCUGACAAGGAUACAUUAUUGACGAUGUCACCUGACAAUAAUUUUGGUAGAAAUCGUGUGUUGAGUUUGGGCGAUGAGUUAGGUGACAAAUUUGAUUUUUUAAGUCCUGACACUGAUGGUACGGAAGAUAACAGAAUGUUUUCUACGACACCUAUUGAACAUCAAUCAAAAAAAAGUCCGAUUAAAGUGAACACGAUGAAGGAUGAUACAAUAUUACCAAUAAUUAUAGCAAAUCCUGGGUAUCAAGGUGACAUGGUCAAAGAUAUCAGCGAUUUUGACAGUGCAGUUGACUUGGAAAAUGAUUUGGAUUCUACCAUUGAUGAUAAAGACAAGAAAAAACCACGUAUACCUGAUGGUGGUUGGGGUUGGGUUGUAGUUUUAGCUUCCUUGGUUAUUUCUAUGAUAGCUGAUGGUGUUUCAUUUAGUUUUGGUUUACUUUAUAUUGAAUUCCUCAAAGAAUUUGGUGCUAGUAAAGCCAAGACAGCGUGGAUUGGUUCACUGUUUAUGGCAGUACCGUUGUUAUCGGGUCCUGUAAUGUCAGCUUUAGUUGAUCGUUACGGUUGUAGGAAGAUGACUAUUGCUGGUGGUUUGAUUUCUGGAAUUGGUUUUGUUCUGAGUUGUUUUAGCAACACCAUCGAGGUAAUGUAUUUGACAUUUGGCGUGAUUGCGGGUUUGGGUUUAGGUUUGUGCUACGUCACUGCGGUAGUGAGCAUUGCUUAUUGGUUUGAUAAAAAACGAACGUUAGCUGUAGGACUUGGUGCAUGUGGUACAGGUAUUGGUACAUUUGUUUAUGCACCUAUGACAACAUUUUUCAUAGAAGAAUACGGUUGGCGUGGUACUUGUCUUAUGUUAGCUGGUACAUUCUUCAAUAUGAUCGUAUGUGGUGCUGUCAUGCGUGACCCAGAAUGGUGGAUAUUGGAACAAAAGAAACAACAACAACAAUUGUCAUCACCGAAAAAAUCCAACACAAUUAAAUCGGAAAUUGAUGGUAAUGGUUCGACCCAUGAAUUAUAUUCCGAUGAGUUUCCAGGUUUUGAUGAAAUUAGACAAAUGUUGAAAACUGGUAAACCGGAAUAUUUGCUUCAAAGUCUUGGAACAAGUAAUGCAACACCUAAUCGUACUGCCACACGUGGUUCUACUUUUCGUAGUGUCGUCAAUUUACCUACUUUCGUCAAGGAAUGCGAAAAGGUGCCAUUAGAAGUUUUACAAUCGUUAUCAGCCAAUUCAAGACUUUACAAUGUUAUAUUAGAAAAUUAUCCAAAUCUUUUGAAGUGUCGUAGUAUGUCGGAUAAAUUAACAGAUGAUUCGUCAGGGAUAGAUGAUUAUAAGAAUACAGGUGUCACCAUGACUAUGAGAGUCAAGAUGGCGGAUGAUACAACGAAUGUUCAUCAAAUUCAAGAUAACAACGAGAAGAUUAACGCUGAGAAAAAAAUUCUACAAGAAAUCGAUGAAUCUAGUCAUUUUAUAAAAAAGGAUGUUGCUAUACCUAUGACAGAUAAUGAGAAAGUGAAAUCAAGACACCAUAUACCAGGUUUGACAGACGGUGUCGUUAGAACUGAUUCAUUGCCAUGGUUGAGAAGACAAUUUAGCACAAAUACUCAUUAUUUCAAAGACAUUAGAGUACAUAGAAAUUCUGUCAUGUAUCGAGGUGCAGCAUUGAAUUUACAAAAGUACAGAUUGAGAGCAAGCAGUUGUCCUAAUAUUUAUAGAAACAGUAUGACCACAUUGGCCAAAGAAAGUGAAGAGAAAUGGUACAGCGAGUUGGUUAACUUGUUGAAAGGUAUGAUGGAUUUUUCAAUGUUUUUGGAAUUUCAUUUUUUGUUGAUGUCACUGUCAACAAUAUUAUUAUUCACUUGGUUUAUCGUACCAUACUUUUAUCUUGCUGAACAUUUAACAAGAAACGGUUAUGCUGAGACAGAUGGUGCUAAUUUACUUAGCAUUAUUGGUAUAACGAAUACAAUUGGUAUGAUCGGUCUUGGAUGGGCAGGUGAUCAACCAUGGAUGAACGUUAGCAAAACUUACGCAUGUUGUUUGGCUAUUUGUGGUGUAUCAACUAUGUUAAUGUCAACUUUUACUUUACAUUAUGUACCAUUGAUGAUAACUUCAGCAUCCUUUGGAUUAUUUUUUGCCAGUAGUUUUAGUUUUACACCAGUUAUAUUGGUUGAAUUGAUACCAUUGGAAAGAUUUACAACAGCUUAUGGUCUUACUUUAUUAUGUCAAGGUAUUGGAAAUCUUUUAGGACCACCGCUGGCCGGUUGGUUAUUUGAUAUCACAAAUUCAUGGGAAAUGUCAUUCAUGAUGGCUGGUAUGUGGAUUAUUGUUGCUGGUUUUUUGAUUGGUAUCAUACCUUUCACCAAAAAUCGCAAGAUUUGGGGUAGUGGUUUGAUUGAAAUGGAACGUUUAACUUUGACUCAGAAUCAAGCAUAGUUUGAUCUGAAUUAGAAUGAUUUAGGCAUGAGUUUUUUUCUGUUGAUUUUUUAGUAUUAGAAAAAAAAUAAAGUAAGAUUUAAAUUGAGACAAGUAUUUUCUCAAUUAAAUGGUGUAUUAAUUAUCAAUUUGAUUGUAUAUUUAAAUCUUGCUAAAUCUUUUUACAAGUACACCCAUCGUGCCAGGACAAAUACUAUUGUCCCUGUUUUUCUAGUCUUAUUAGAAUAAUUAUAAUAAUAAUAAUAAUAAUAAUGAUAAGUAGAGAGUCUCGAAUUAUUAUUUAAUUGUUA
Polistes dominula (European paper wasp) is the source of this 3546-nucleotide messenger RNA. RefSeq lists its product as uncharacterized. NCBI's taxonomy places the organism in Eukaryota, Metazoa, Arthropoda, Insecta, Hymenoptera, Vespidae. Gene Ontology annotation, molecular function: monocarboxylic acid transmembrane transporter activity. The record is from RefSeq and is a predicted model, not a curated record. Gene Ontology annotation, biological process: monocarboxylic acid transport; transmembrane transport.